ACAAGAUUGAAUGAAAGUUAGUAAGGCAUGGGGAAAGAAGAAUCAAUUCACCAAAUAAAGCUGUCAAUCAAGCAGUGGGAACAUGAGUUUCAACAAAAACACAAUCACCUACCGACAAAAACCGAUAUAAAGAAUCUACCUGAAAUCCAUAAACUAUAUCAAGCAUACAGAGAUGCCAAAAAGAAAACCACAGUUCCACACAAUAGUCGAAGUAAAAAGGAGAAGGAGGAGAAAAAAGCUGAAGGUGUGAAACAUAUUGAUAUCAAAAUCACUGAGUCUUUCUCGGACGAAGAGGAAGCAAAUCAAUUUAAAAAUACCCCGGGAGAUUCCUUGUCACUUAAUGCAGAAUUGGGCCCAACACCUCAAGCAAAUGGUAAGAUUCUAUCUAUUUUCGAUAUUAGCUUGACACCUCCCGAAUCAUCUCCUCUUAAACCUAAAAUUGCAUUACCUGAAAUAUCCAGAUCCCCAUUGAAACCAAAAUCUGAAAAUUUCAAGACUCCAACAAAAUCUGGAGUAAAACGCCUUCAAUUCCUGGAUUUGACCCCAUCUAAAAAGCAAACACCCGUAAAGGGGCUCACAUCAAAACUUCAUUCCAUCGCCAAUGAAAGCUCGCCUAUCGCUACUCCAAAAUCGAGUAUUGAACCAAGAACCCUAGAAACACCAUCUUAUUUAUCUAAAAACAACCGAAAAUUCGAUUUCACACAUAAAGAAGAAAAGAGUCCAGUACCGGCUGUCACUAUAAAGUCAUCUCCAUUUGCAUCAAAUGCUAAUCCCUCUACUCCGAGCAAGUCUUCUCUGAUCAAUUUCUCCGUUUCACCGUCUCCUUUGAAACCCCAUAGAUUUAUGUCUUUUGGAGUAGGAAAGAAACUUUCUGAUAUAUAUAAUGAAUACAAACAUAUUCAAAUGGAAGAUAUAGAGGAAAACGAAGUUGUUGAGGAACAAGAGCAACUGGAACAUGAAGAAACACCCGCUGACCAACCGCGUCCAAAGAAGAAAGCAUUAACCCAAAAGAGAACUACUAGAAGAUGGAAGAUCAAACCAAGAAACGAUAAUACUGGAGAAGAUUCUUUCCUCAAUAAAAACAUUCAUGAAGAAAUCAAAAAAUUGGAUGAACAGAACCUCAAACAAUAUAUAGAUUACAUCGAUGAAAAUGAAGUUUCAGAAGAGGAAUUGAAUUCCGAUGAAGAGAUUGAAUUACAAUUGAAAAAACGUCCAGUAGAGGGACCAGGAAACGUUUUAAAAGUCGUAUGA
Hyphopichia burtonii NRRL Y-1933 is the source of this 1251-nucleotide messenger RNA. RefSeq lists its product as uncharacterized. Gene Ontology annotation, molecular function: single-stranded DNA binding; DNA replication origin binding. The transcript is spliced from 2 exons. The record is from RefSeq and is a predicted model, not a curated record. Lineage: Eukaryota; Fungi; Ascomycota; Pichiomycetes; Serinales; Debaryomycetaceae. Gene Ontology annotation, cellular component: DNA replication preinitiation complex. The coding region runs from base 28 to 1251 and encodes 407 amino acids. Gene Ontology annotation, biological process: DNA replication; mitotic DNA replication preinitiation complex assembly; double-strand break repair via break-induced replication.